Lycium barbarum (goji berry) is the source of this 1069-nucleotide messenger RNA. RefSeq names its product early nodulin-like protein 6. Gene Ontology annotation, cellular component: plasma membrane. NCBI's taxonomy places the organism in Eukaryota, Viridiplantae, Streptophyta, Magnoliopsida, Solanales, Solanaceae. The record is from RefSeq and is a predicted model, not a curated record. The transcript has 2 exons. The coding region runs from base 420 to 926 and encodes 168 amino acids. Gene Ontology annotation, molecular function: electron transfer activity.
AAAUGACUAAAGAAACGAGCUUUUUCUCUUUCUGCCGCCAAUAUCUUACCCCUGUUUUUCACCAAUUAGAAUCAACAGAAUCAAAGAUUAAUGAUGAGUAUCCCAGAUAGAUAAUGAUCACAUCUUCAAAAAUAUUUAAACUAAUCAGAUGCUCAGCGAUUUCCGGUAAAAGAUUUGAUAAACAGUUACAACUAAUUAACAUAGAAGUUCCCCUAAACUGAUGCCAACAUGCACCCCACAAUUCUCCAUCUUUCUCUCCUUAUAUGAUGGUACACUCCACCACGAUAUCACUGCCAUUAACCAACUCCUUUUUAAGUAAUCAAAACCACUCAGAUAUGCAUUUCCAUUGCCUCAUUAUAACUUAAACAGAGCAUUCACAGAGCUCCCUUCUUUCAAAUCCAAAAAAAAGAACUAUUUUCAUGGCUUCUUCUAAAGUUUUUCUCUGCUUAGUCUAUUUCUUCCUUUGUUCACUUAAUUUCUUCACGGUUCUUGCCACUGAAUUUAAUGUUGGUGGUGACAAAGGAUGGGUUGUCCCUACAGUAAAAGAUGAUCAAGUGUAUAACCAGUGGGCUGGAAAGAAUAGGUUUAAGAUUAACGACACCUUAAGGUUUGAGUAUAAGAAAGAUUCAGUUCUGGUGGUGACCAAAGAGGAGUACGAGAAAUGCAAGUCAAGUCAUCCAAUUUUCUUCUCCAAUAAUGGAAAGUCUAUCUAUAAAUUGGAGCAACCUGGAUUGUACUACUUCAUUAGUGGUGUAUCAGGACACUGUGAGAGGGGUUUGAAAAUGAUAAUCAAAGUUUUAGAACCAGCAGCCCCUCCUCAAUCUGCUAAUCACACUUCCACACCAACUGUUGCUGGUGCUAACGUGGCUAAUGUUAUAAAUGGAAUGGUGUUUGUGGCGAUGUUAUUUGUAGGUAUUUUUAUGUAGUUUAUGAAUCUUGAAUAUUUUUGGUUUUUUCUCAUUAGGUACUUGGAGGUGUGCAUCUUUUACUAGUGAUUAUGAACUCAUGGAACUUGUUUUUUUGGGCUUUAGUGUUGAAAUUAUUUAUUUUAGGGGUAAUCGUGGUUUUA